AAUAUGAGAUAACCUAAACCCGAAGCUUGGAAAGCCUUAGUGGCUAUGGGUUAUUUUUUCAUGGUCACAUGGAUUACAGCUUUUGUUAUGGUUAUUGUCCAUGACCGAGUUCCUGAUAUGCAAACCUACCCUCCAUUACCUGAUAUUUUUCUUGACAAUGUACCUCUCAUACCGUGGGCUUUCCAAAUGUGUGAGCUAUGUGGUGUAGCAUUGUUCCUUAUCUGGUCUUUUAUACUCAUAUUUCACAAACAUAGAUUUAUUCUGCUUCGACGGAUGUUCUCACUUUUUGGAUCAGUAUUUCUAUUGCGAUGUGUGACCAUGCUUAUAACCUCUCUAUCCGUCCCAGGUCGACAUCUUAAAUGCACUGCUCGUCCUUAUGGAAGUUGGAUCGAAAGGUUACACCAAGCUUAUUUGAUUUGGGCUGGGGGAAUGUCCAUUAAAGGAGUUCGAACUUGCGGAGAUUACAUGUUCAGUGGUCACACCGUUACUUUGACGUUGCUCAAUUUUUUCAUCACUGAAUAUACUCCUUCACGAAUGUAUUAUAUUCAUACAUUGUCCUGGGUUUUGAAUCUUUUUGGGGUAUUUUUCAUUCUUGCUGCCCACGAACAUUACUCCAUUGAUGUAUUCAUCGCUUUUUAUAUAUCAACUCGACUUUUUCUUUAUUACCACACUCUUGCCAAUAAUCGAGCAUUAUACCAAAGAGAUCGAAAGCGAACACGGAUUUGGUUUCCACUUUUCUAUUUCUUUGAAUCAGGUGUCAAUGGAAUUGUACCUAACCACUUCGAACAACCAUUCAGAUUGGAUUCCAUCAAAAAUUGGGUUCAAAAAAUGAGAAAAUCAAAAGAAUCUUGAAUUUGACUGAAAAUACCAAAAAACGAUUAACUACAAUCAAAUUCAGCAUUUUUACUAAUUUAUGAUAACUCUAGUUUCAAAGUUUUUUAAUGUUAAUAUAAGUCAAUUAUAAUAUGCAAAGUUGAGAUCAGUCAUGAUCAUAUUUUCCCUCUUUUUCUUGGAUUAACAGCACAGUUGAUGAUAAUAAUAAUGAAUCCAAUCUUGAGCAUAAUCAAUUUAAAGCACUUGGUGCAUCAUCAAUAUAAUAGUAGCAUAAGCGAAUGAGAAGAAGGUAUGACAAAUGUAGAUAGUCCAAAGAUACGAUGAAUAGCCGAGACCAAAUUCAGUUUCUUUUAUACACAAGCCAAUCAUGAUUCCAAUCUCAAGCAACAUGAACAUUCCAAAUCCGAAAGGAAUAAAAAAAUUUUCAAUGGUUCGCCCAAAGAUCGCCAUAAAUAAUACUCCAAGGCAGGCAGCCAUAUAAACAUAUAAAGGUAUUUUCAUCUUGUGUUUAACCCAACUAACGUAGUUUGAGCUUAUUGUCACAUCACUAGGAAGGACAAUCAAUGGAACAGCUGGUAUAAUUUCAGAAAUCGAGGAAGAAUUGAUAAAGCCAAUUGUAUAUGGUGUGGUUACUGAGGAGGUUUCAUUGGCUGAAUGGGUCUCAUUGGUUCCAGAAGCGUCGGUUAUUGAAUCAGUUUUAAGUUGAUUAAUAUCACAGAGAGUGAUAACACCUGAAGCUACAACGAAAACAACAAAAGCAUAUUUCAGCGUUAAAAAUGUAAGGCUUCGUCGCUGUAAUUGGGAAUGUUUAUUGUAACCAUGAUUCUUCUUGAUUAAUGGACGUCGUUGAGGUUGACCAAUUAUUGGUGAAAAAGUUAACAGCUCAGUCUCUUGAUACACUUGAGGAUUCAUCUUGUUAAUUGGUCGGAUACGAUCACAGCUAAUAUCAAAGGAUCCCAUCUGAGUGGAUCAAAAUUAGUCCGGAUAGCAGCUAUCUGUACACUGGUGACUAAAAUUGAUUCCGAUUAAAAGCAAUUUGAAAUAAUUUGUUCGGACGGAUGAGUUGAAGUUCAAUCCAUAACUGGACAGACCAGUAGAGUAUCAUAUCGGCUAAUCCUGUCUACCUCUUGU
Molecule: messenger RNA, 1965 nt
Organism: Tetranychus urticae (two-spotted spider mite)
Lineage: Eukaryota; Metazoa; Arthropoda; Arachnida; Trombidiformes; Tetranychidae
Source: RefSeq, a predicted model, not a curated record